This is a messenger RNA of Paramuricea clavata, 678 nucleotides long. The record is from the annotation of a GenBank genome assembly. NCBI's taxonomy places the organism in Eukaryota, Metazoa, Cnidaria, Anthozoa, Malacalcyonacea, Plexauridae.
AUGAAGAAUGCCAGAGUUGUCAUAUCAACAAGUACUUCCGAUUUCCACCGUAUGACAGUAACUAACAAAAACUGUCCUGUCAAGUGCGAUUGUAAACGUUUCUCAGAUCUCGGCCUGUGUGCUCACAUCAUAGCAGUGGCGUACGAUGAAGGAAAAUUGAAUGAAGUUGUCAGAAAUUACAAGCCCAAUAUAUCUGCAAUAGUACAGCCUUCUGGAAAAGCUGGAAAAAACCCAAAUCAGUCGGUCAGAAAGCGCAAGUCGUCAACAACUAAAGGAAAGCGAAGUGUUGCAGAAUUUAAUGAUCCACUCGCUCAUACUGACCUCAUUAACUUUCCGGACCCAGAUAACUGGACAGUAGUUUUUGUGAAAAAUACGAAGAUGCGGAAAUGCUAUGGAUGUGGGGGAAGCGUCAGGCAAGACGUCAGCGUUGUACCUCCUUCUCCCUGGAAUAUUGUCCUUGCAAGACGCGAGUACCGAGCGUAUACUCCACGCGGCAAACGUUCAAUCCAGAUUUCGGCAAAGAAGGAGAUGGUUUAUUAUCACCCAAGGAUGAAAUGCCUCCGUGAAAAGAACACAGAUGUUACUGGAAACCGCGUACAAGUACCCAGUGAUAUUGCCCUAGACCUGGACGAUUUACAACGAGCCCAGUUGAGAAAAGAGUUUGGAAUUGACUUGUAG